Messenger RNA from Cheilinus undulatus (humphead wrasse), 1799 nucleotides. Its product is annotated as zinc finger protein OZF-like. The transcript has 2 exons. Gene Ontology annotation, biological process: regulation of cytokine production; regulation of immune system process; negative regulation of transcription by RNA polymerase II. Bases 79 to 1467 code for a protein of 462 amino acids. NCBI's taxonomy places the organism in Eukaryota, Metazoa, Chordata, Actinopteri, Labriformes, Labridae. The record is from RefSeq and is a predicted model, not a curated record.
CGUCUCGCAGGAACAGAGUAGUCCUAGAAGUUAUACAUCGACUUUUUUCUCCUCCUUUGAUUCUUGGAUGUUUGUGAAAUGUCCGCGUUUCAGGAUCUUUCAGAUGUCCAGCAGGUGUUGAUUAAAGAAGAAGAGGUUUUCCCUGAGUUUCAGGAGAGGAGCUCCAGUCUGAGCCAGGAGGAGCCACCAGCACACGUUAAAGAGGAACCAGAAGAACCAUGGAUCAGUCAGGAGAGAGAGCAGCUUCAAGGAACAGAAGAGGAUGAAAACACAUUUACAUACACUCUUGUCACUGUGAAGAGUGAGGAUGAGGAUGAAGAAGGUCCUUUGUCCUCUCUGCUUUAUGAAGAAGAAACUGAAGAGAACAGAGACACAGAGAAAUUGAAAACAGAAUCUGAUGGAGAGGACUGUGGAGGACCAGAAGCAGACAAAGACUUUAGCACAGACAAUUUUCCACAGCCACUUACUCCUGACAAGAUUUCACAUCUUUCUGGAUCUGAGACUGAUGACAGUGGUGAUUGGGAGGAGACUGAUGAACCUCAGGAAGGUUUGAAUCCUCUGCGAAACAAACAUGUAGCUGUAAGUAAUAUGACAUGUAACACUGAAAUCACAUUGCUUAACUCCUCUGAGUGUGCUUUGAGCUCUGAACAAAAGACACAACAACAGAAGCACAUGGGAAUCCACACAGAGAAACCAUUUAGUUGCUCAGUUUGUGGUAAAAAAUACCCAAGAAGAAAAAAUUUAAAUCUUCACAUGCUUCGUCAUUCGGUAGAAAAACCUUUUAGCUGCUCAGUUUGUAAGAAAACAUUUCUAACUAGAGCAGAGAUGGUGAGACACAUGAGAGUCCACACAGGUGAGAAACCUUUUGGUUGUUCACUUUGUGGUAAGAGAUUUUCUCAACAAGGACAUCUGACACUACAUUCAACUGUCCACACAGGGGAGGAACCAUUUAUUUGCUCAGUUUGUGGUAAAAGAUUCCCAUGUAAGAAAAAUUUUAAUGACCACAUGCUUCGCCAUUCAGAAGAAAAACCCUUUAACUGCUCAGUUUGUAAGAAAAGUUUUAUCUGGAGAGCAGAGAUGGUUACACACAUGAGAGUUCACACAGGAGAAAAACCAUUCAGCUGUUCAGUUUGUGGAAAAAGAUUUUCCCAACUUGCACAUCAAAUGCGACACUCAAGUAUCCACACAGGGGAGAAACCAUACAGUUGCUCAGUUUGUGGUAAAAGAUUUGCAGAAAGUGGAAAUCUUAAAAAGCAUUAUGUGGUUCACACGGGAGAGAAACCUUUCAGUUGUUCACUUUGUGAUAAAAAAUUCACCCAAAGUGGUGAUCUGAAAAAGCAUACUGUUGCCCACACAGGCGAAAAACCGUAUAGUUGCAGCGUUUGUGAUAAAAGAUUCAGUCGACUUAACACUGUCAAAACACACAAGUGUGUUAGUAAGAGCAGUAAAAAUAAUGAGACUUUAUAGUCCCUGUAAGAAAAAAAGAUAAGUCUGGUGUGUGACAGAGCAAACUUCUGUAAUAAAAAAAAAAAACUCUCAGAAGUAUGACAUUAAAUUUAAAACUACAUGAAAAAUUUGGCAGUAAUAUCUGUUCUGGGGUGUUCUAGAAAUGUCUGUUGAAUGUAUUGAAAUCAGUCAUGAGAAAGAUGACCCCCUUCAUAUUUAACAAAAGUUUUAUUAUGUCAUGUUGUCAUGUUUAUUUAAACGUGUAUGCCUCCUAACAUUUCAGUUUCUAAGUGUAUGAAUAAUGGGAAGCCAGGACUCUAUAUUAAUUUAUAUGAGAUGUCUGAGUUUUUAAC